This is a messenger RNA of Dermacentor andersoni, 4396 nucleotides long. Lineage: Eukaryota; Metazoa; Arthropoda; Arachnida; Ixodida; Ixodidae. The record is from RefSeq and is a predicted model, not a curated record.
UGUCCCAAAGUCACCUAGAAAAAAAUGGCUGUGGCUUAGCUAAGGUUAAGCCCAGGAUGCGAAGCAUACUAGCCUUUAUUUUAGUUGUUGAACCACUGUUUAGCCUGGUGAACUGCUGUUGCUUGGCUAUAUUUGGUUCAGCUAGACGAAGAAACAACUCAUGCGUUACUCUGCUUCGCCUUCAAGAGUGGAACGCGACAGCGUUCCCGCCGACCCGCCAAGGGGUGAAAGACAAUGGGCUACGGCGCAGCGACUACGCGCCCCGCAUUGGACGCGGUGAGCGUCGAGCAACGCAGCGUUCGGCGCGGCAACGAAAUGUGCGCCUGAGCAAGCGACGCACGCCUGAGCCUUAGAAACAGCUCGUUUCUAAGGCAACACCGCAUUCACUAGAGGCCCUUUUGUACCGCUUUGAAGCAUCGUACUCGUGGCUCAGUGGUAGCGUCUCCGUCUCGCACUCCGGAGACCCUGGUUCGAUUCCCACCCAGCCCAUCUUGCAAGAGUUGAGCCAAAGCCACCUAGAAACAAGCGCAGCUGCUUAUAUACCGCCGCGACGCCGCGAGCGACGGCGCGAGUUGGAGCCCCGUUUCUCCUCUGUCGUGACGUCACGGUGUCACGUGGUCAGCCUUGAAGGCGACGCCGCGAGCGACGGCGCGAGUUGGAGCCCCGUUUCUCCUCUGUCGUGACGUCACGGUGUCACGUGGUAUUGAAGGCGACACCGCCGCGCCUGAGGAGCUGGGUUGAGCUCUAGCAAUAUGCUUCGCAUAAAAAUGUAAAGCCUCCGCAUCACCUCCUCUCCCCUGUCAAUACGUCACGAGAGUCGGAUGGUAGCGGUGGAUGGGGGAGCGCUGCGCUUCUAGAACGCGGCGCGCGUUCUGAAAACAAAUUUUCUCCGUGGCUGCAACGCUAGAGCGGCAACGCGUGGAGCAUUUGCUUGGUGGCUUUGGUGGGGCAUGCUGCACCGUGAACGCGAUUGCUUUUCUUCGAUUGUGCGUGGUUCGUCGUACACGGAAGCGCAACGAUGCCUGGCUGUUGUUGCGCACCAAACUGCAAGUCCAAUUAUGACGGAGGACAAAGUGUCCGAGUGCACAAGUUCCCAUCUGACCGAGCCACUCGGGAAGCAUGGACGAGAGUAGUUCCUCGGAAGGACUUCUCGCCAACGAAGUACACAGUGCUCUGUGAAAAGCAUUUCUUGCCAUCGGAUUGCUUGAAGACGACAUCUUACACGGACGUCAAGACAGGAAAAGUGGUCGAAGUUGCCAUGAAAAACAUCCGUCUGAAGAAAACUGCAGUUCCGAGCUUGUUUCCCAAUUGCCCUGCCUAUUUAUCGCGUCCGCAAGUGUGCGUUCGAGAAGCGCCGGCUGCCAAAAGAGCGCGCUUGGAAGCCACAUAUUUGCAAAAAGCAAUAAUGCUUUCUCAGCAAAUCCAAGCAGAAGAGGACGCCAAAAAUCUGGUUGGUAGCUUUGCGGACUUGCUGAAGGCCUUGCCAAGCUUUCAGUGUUCGGACUUCUGGACAGUUUUGAACAAGGGCUCCAAGGUUUUCUUUUUGGACUUGUCACUUCAAUCUGCUCCUGCAGUCCGUACUUCGGUGAUCGUGUCCACAGACCUGCGCGUCGAAGUAUUUUUUGGUGAAACGGGUGUGAGGAAGUGUGGUGAUGUUUUAGUUCCUGAAAAGCUGUGCGACUUGAGAGAUUUGAAAAGUGCGUUACACAUGAUCGAACAGACACGUAAGGAUAUCAGCACUGAGCGUUCUGAAAAGGCCCGUCAUCUACUGACAUUGGUUUCGACAUUGCUAGAGGAAGUAAGUGGAAAACAUUUCGCAUGCGAGUUGCAAGAAUGGCAUUUGGAAGUGCUUAAAUUCUUGAAGAGUCAAGUUGAUCUUGUUUUGAAUGAUGCUGGCCGAUAUCCCCCCGAUUUAUUGGUUUUUGCUAGCCUUUUGUUCACAAUUUCACCUCAUGCAUAUAGAUUCCUGAGAAGUUCGAUGAAGCUUAAGAUGCCGCAUCCUGAUACGAUCAGAAGACUGUGUUCAUCGUACGAUGUACGCCCUGAAACGGAGCAGCAAGAAUGUAGCUUUCUUUCCUAUGCAAAGCGUAUUGUAAGCACAUAUAAAGAGCAUGAAAAGACUGUAACGUUAAUGAUUGAUGAGAUUCACCUUCAAUCAUUUUUUGAUUACAAGGCUGGGUUGGUUACUGGUGCUGCGGUAAAUUCAUCGACUGCAGCAAAAACUGCCCACGUAUUUAUGAUACAGAGCCUGCUUUCUUCAAACAAGGAUGUUGUACACAUCCUUCCUGUGGCACAAAUCGAUGCUAAGGCGCUGCACGACUUCCUUCGGAAGAUUGUUCUUGAUCUAGAGGCAUCUGGUUUUAGAAUAAUCGCAGUGAUCUCGGACAAUAACUCCAUAAACAGAAAAGCCAUGUCCUACUUCGCUAAGCCGGCAAGUGUCAGCAUUGUUUACCAGCAUCCUGCUGACCCAUCACGACCCCUGUUUUUUGUGGUGGACCCAGUUCACAUACUAAAGUGUAUAAGAAAUAAUUGGCUGAAUCAAAGAAACAUUGGCAAAUGCAUGUACUUUCCUGAACCGAAGAGUGAUGAGGCUGAACCAAAGAUACUUACAGCAUUAAGGUAUUAUGCCAGCUGCACGAAGCUGAAAAGCAUGAGCUCUUGAAGCUAGCACCAACGCUCACUUUGAAGGCACUGAACCCCUCAAACAUGGAACGGCAGAACGUUAAAUUGGCCUUAAAGAUUUUUAACUCAUCUACUGUUGCUGCUCUCAGUGUUGCAACGUUCCAGCAUGCAAAGGAAACCUCUCAAUAUGUCGACACCAUUUUGACUUGGUGGAACAUUGUUAACGUCAAGACGCCAAGAAAAGGACAGCGGUUGCGAGAUCAAUUGCAAGGUCCAAUAGUUUCAUCGUCAUGUCCUCAACUAGAAUUCUUAGAGAGAAUAGUUCAAUGGCUUGAUCACUGGAGAAGCCUCGAACAUGACAAUGGCCGCUUGACACGUGAAACGCACAUAGCUUUCAGCCACACUACCCAUGCCUUGCACGAACUUGCCAUAUACUGUCUCAAAGAGCUUCAUUUCGAGUUUGUUCUUUUGGGCAAAUUUCAAACUGAUAGCUUAGGGGAUCACUUUGGAAAGUACCGGCAAUUGUCUGGUGCCAAUUACCCCGUGUCUAUAAGGCAGAUAUAUGAAUCUGAAAACAAAUUGCGUUUGCAGAAGAUUCUGGACCUGCCAGAUUUGGACAUUCUACUACCACCGAGCGCGAACACGUUGGAGACAAGUGUAGAUUCAGGAAACGGCCAGUUUCAAGUCACUGUGACCGACUCCGACAUUGAGAAAAAAGCGUCAAGACUACCGGCACUAACCUACGUUGCCGGCUAUUGUGCCCAUGCAGCUCUAAAAAAGCUGACAUGCGCAUCUUGCAGUGAAAGCCUUGUGAUGCAAGACGUCGAUCUAGAUGACCCUGAGAAUGCAUUAAUCACGAAGAUGACAAGGGGUGGCCUGAAGUUUCCACGAGCAGUUGUAGUUAAUGCUGUACUCUUUACUGAAAUUAUAUUGGACAAGCUCAGGACACCAGAAUAUGCCGUACGAUUUUUCAGCCUUCCUAGGCAGAAAGAUACUCUUGUCGGCCUUGUGUUCGCUACCCUUCAUGACUUUGAGGAUGUUGAUGUGUGUGAUUUCGGUCAUCCUGCACAGGAGGUAAUGGGGCAUGUUGUAAGUGCUGCAGCGAAUACACUGCUGAACAACUUGUGCCGCACAGAAAACGACAAAUUACGCAACGCCAAGAACGACCGAAAAUUGCAGACCUUGAAGGCCUGAGAUGUUUCUCAUUAUUUAUUUUUUGUUCAUGAAGCUCUGUUUUGUUGAACAUCUACGUAUGCUUGUGUUGACAGAACCCUUGUAAAAAGAAACCUGUGGCGUAGCUAGGACUUAUUUGCCUACAUUAUCAAAAUUUAAACCCUGCAUUUUGGCCAAUUCAAAUAUUAUUUGAGUGCAUUGUGCUACCUGUUUAUGAUUCGAACUCUCCAUGCUACCGCAAUCCAUUGCAUGUUUUCCUUUAGGACUGAGAGUAGGCCUCUCGUUUUUUACUUACUUUUCACCAUUAUCUCAGUAUUUUAUGAAGACCAAUAAGGCCUGCAAACAAGGCGGGUGGAAAUAAAAUAACCACCAGAAAUGGUACAACAAAGACGGAAGCUUAUUCUAUUUGAGAAUUAGUUGUGCGUGACCCUAUAAUAAUAAAAUUUUAACAAUAAAAUGAACCUCGAUAUUCGUGUGUCCAGCGAGGACUGUUUUACGCAAUGCAAGAGUGAGAAUGAUAAUUGUAUAUGGAAGAUUUAAAAUGUUUGUUUCUGAAUGCAGUUCUUAUCAUUUGUGAAUAAAGUAUAUUCUGUGUCUUCAA